AUGACAACUUCCGUUCAUAACCCCCAAUUGCGCCUUCUGAAUGCCCUCAGGGCUAAAAAGAAGCCGAUUAUGACGUUUUUAGGGCUUCCGUCAUUUCGCUCAGCGCAAAUUGUAGCCCAGACCGGCCUUGAUGUAAACUGUGAGCACGGUCAUAUCAGCGAUGAUUCUAUGCACAGUUCCACGGCGGCUAUUGCUGCUUUGGGGGUAUCUCCCCUUGUUCGUCUCAGAAUGACACAUGCGGAUUUGAUUAAAAGAGCUCUGGAUGCUGGCGCACAUGGCAUCGUUGUACCUCAAAUCAACACUGCCGAAGAUGCUAUAAGCGUUGUGUCUCAUUCGAAGUUCCCUCCUCAAGGAGUCCGGGGGCAAGGAUCUUCCUUUCCCGCGAUUGCUCAUGCUACCGACAUUUCAACAUAUAUGAAAACCGCCAACGAGACACUCAUUACUUGUGUUCAAAUUGAGACAAAGGCAGGCGUUGAGAAUGUUGACGCUAUCUGUGCUGUGUCUGGAGGUGACGAGCCCGAGUUUGUCAAUGCUAUUGAGAGGAUCGUAGCAGCAGCCCGAAAGCACGACAAAUGGGUUGGUAGAUUAUCAAACAACGGGGCAUUGUGUAAGGAGCAUCUGGAAAUUUUCGAUACCGUAGCGAUGAGUUACGAUGUGCGAGCCAUACAUAAUUGGUAUACAGGCGAAUUGCUGGUUGCUCGAUCAUAG
Penicillium macrosclerotiorum is the source of this 708-nucleotide messenger RNA. RefSeq names its product HpcH/HpaI aldolase family protein. The record is from RefSeq and is a predicted model, not a curated record. Lineage: Eukaryota; Fungi; Ascomycota; Eurotiomycetes; Eurotiales; Aspergillaceae. The transcript has 4 exons. Gene Ontology annotation, molecular function: aldehyde-lyase activity. Gene Ontology annotation, cellular component: cytoplasm. The coding region runs from base 1 to 708 and encodes 235 amino acids.